Molecule: messenger RNA, 1083 nt
Organism: Gossypium raimondii (Peruvian cotton)
Lineage: Eukaryota; Viridiplantae; Streptophyta; Magnoliopsida; Malvales; Malvaceae
Exons: 2
Coding region: 255-575 (106 amino acids)
Source: RefSeq, a predicted model, not a curated record
UGUAAUUUCAUUGCUGCUGACUUAAUGAGACGAAAAAGAAUGGCAAAUAAUGAGGGAAAGUUAGGAGAGGUGUAAUCAACGCCACGCAGCGGACCAAUGCGUAAUUGAAUCGAAUAUUCAUACUCUCUUCCUUCCCUUUCUUCUACCUCCAAUUCAUAUCUUGCUCUGCAAAUCCUCAGUUUUAAAAAUUUUUCUGAGAUUCAAAGGCAAACACAAAUCAUAAUUCGGAAGGCAGAGAAAGGAGAAGGGAAACCAUGAUAACGCGAUCGAAUUUAGCAGAGCAAUUGAGAGAGUAUCAGCUUCGAUCUAAGCACGAUUGGGCUUCCGUUUCGUUUUUCUCAUCCACGUCUAAUCUAUCAUCUUACAGGGUGGAUGUUAUGUUCUUUGUGAUAUGGGAACUUGUCAUUUUAGCUUUCCUGGUUUUUUCAGCUGUUUCUUUGUAUUUUGGGCAUAUGCAGCUUGCCUUUAUCCUAGUAUGCAUCACAAUGCUAUUGCUUCUCUGCAUGAAAAUCACAAAGCAAGUAAAGUUGGCAAGGAAAAAGAAAAGAAGGAUGCUUCUUCCAUUAUCUAUUUAGAGCUACUUGAAGCUUGGAUUAGUUUAAAAGGAACCAAAUUUUGUGGUGCAAAUUUGAGAUUUAUUGAUCAUUGCAUUAGGACCACACAUGCACUGGUCUAUUUUAAAUAUUUUAUUGUGGCUGAAGCUAGCUGAAGAAGGAAUAUGAAUAGGAUCACCUCGAAACAUGGUUUACCACGGUGAACCUGAUGAUUGGAAAUUGAAAGUUGGGAUGUUCUACUUCUACACACAGCAGUUAGUUUGAAGGUAUGUUUCCUUCUGACUACCUUUAUGCUAUUAAUGCAAGGGUCUGAAAAAUUAUAUUGUAAUUUUAAUCCAAGUGGGAAUAUAUUGAACAAUAUUUGCUUCAUUUAGUAGUUCUUUUGUCAUUUAGUUAAAGACAUCAGAGGAUAGAGAUGGAUGGCUUGAGUGAUUGAAACAUAUUUUUCUUCUAUUAUGUACCCAUACACUAGUUGAUUUGCAACAGAUCAAAUACCAUACAGGAUUUCAAGUUUUCCCUGUUGAUGGAA